GCCUACAUAUAUACACUUCAAUAUCCAUCCUAUAUACAUUCCGCUUUGUAACUGAACAAAGGCUGUAUCUAGAGGAGUGUGUAGGGCAGACAUGGUAUAGCGAGAUGAAUUUCACAUGGAUUGCGUUAGUGUUUUCGUGUAUAUUGACUCCGGUGAUCGGACUCGACGCCGGACUCGACGAGGAGCCCGAGUUCGUUUAUCCCGAUCGCUUCAAUGACACCGAUCGAGACGCCUUCCUCUACGCUACCUUCCCCGAAGGGUUCGUAUGGAGUACAUCGUCGUCCGCGUACCAGAUCGAAGGGGCCUGGGAUGAGGACGGGAAGGGAGAAAGCAUCUGGGAUAGAUUCACCCACGAAGGUGGCCAUUCUCUCAUUGAGGAUACUGGAGAUGUUGCGUGCGACAGCUACCAUAAGUAUAGAGAAGAUGUUGCUCUGAUGAACGGGAUGGGUCUCAAGUAUUAUCGCUUCUCAAUCUCUUGGCCUCGAAUUCUUCCAGAUGGUACUCUGAACAAUGUAAACGAAGCCGGCAUCGGUUACUACAACAGCCUGAUCGACGAGCUCCUACGAAACAACAUCACGUCCAUGGUCACUCUCUACCACUGGGAUCUUCCACAGGCAUUGCAGGACGUCGGCGGCUGGGCCAACGAAACCGUCAUCGAUCACUUCAAUGACUUCGCCGAACUGUGUUAUCAACGAUUCGGUAGCCGCGUUCCAUUCUGGAUUACAUUCAACGACCCAUGGGCAGUCAGCGUGCUAGGCUAUGGCAGCGGAUCCUUGGCGCCAGGAAUUACUGAAGAUGGCACUACUAUCUAUGUUGUGGCCCACAACAUCAUCAGGUCACACGCAAAGGCGUGGCAUACGUACAACGAUACAUACAGGGAACUACAGAAUGGUAAAGUCGGCAUCACCCUGAACGCUGAUCACAUAGAGCCUGCAGAUCCUACCAGACAGGACCACAUCGACGCUGCUGAACGAUAUCUCCAGUUUGACGUCGGUUGGUGGGCCAAUCCAAUCUUUAAGAAUGGCGAUUAUCCCGAGAUCAUGAAGACAUCUAUAGCAGGAAAGAGUGCUGUUCAAGGUUUCAACACGUCGAGACUCCCUGAAUUCACCCAGGAAGAGAUGGAAUACAAUAGAGGUACGGCUGACUUUUUUGGUUUGAACCAUUACACAACACACUACGGAGCAAACAGUUGGGAAGACAACACCAACCCGCCUAGUUACUGUAAGGAUCGCGGCAUUGAGAUAAGCCGAAAUUAUGAAUGGGAGAUAGCGGGUUCAAACCCGAUCGUUCCAUGGGGGAUUCGAAGAAUACUCAAAUGGAUUGGUUUACAGUAUCACGUGCCCGUAUACGUCACAGAAAAUGGUGUGUCCUCGCACCCAUCGCUAGACCCUGGUGACGUCGUCAGGCAGAAUUACUACAGGGCGUAUACGAAUGAGGUCCUUAAAGCAAUCAAAUUGGACGGUGUCGACGUCAGAGGCUACGCUGUGCGAUCCCUGUUAGACAGCUUCGAAUGGACUCAGGGUUACGAUUGCAGGUUUGGAAUGUACGACGUCAACUUUUCUGAUUCCCGGCGACCUCGGAGAGCCAGAGAAUCUGCCUCUGUCUACGCCCACAUCGUGGGUGACAAUGGGUUCAUCAAGGAGCCAGCCGCGACCCCUGGAACACUAAACACGACAAUGUCACCCAUGACAACCAAGGCAACCAUGACAACUGCAACUGACGAUCCUGGACAUUCCGGAUGCGAUGAUGAGAAUAAACACGGUUUGAAAAUAGGCUCUGCUAUCUUGAUCCUGAUUCUGGCAGUAUAUUCCAUCUCGAUAACAAUUGCUUUCAUCAGAAGGAAACCCGUCAAACAGAAGAGCGAAGUAGAGGAGGGGACUAUCAAUCAUGAUUACCUCCAACCAGAGAACUGGGUAAUUCCGGAAAUGAGAAACGAUGCCUACCAGGAGCUCCAGACGAAAAACUUUGAAUCCUUCGCAUCAAACUCCCCGGUGUCGUCCAGUCAUGGACCUACAUGUACAACGGCAUUGCCCCGCGGAGCAGACGACUCGUUCCAACAUUCUAACACAGCGCCCUCUGCGGUUGCCUAUGCAAACCAAAGGGUAGUGGACAAAGUCGUCCGAAUGGAAGCAUCGCGCAAGGAUGCCGAGGAUGACUAUGCCGUCGUGCCAGAAUAGUUACGAAAAAUAUAGAGAGAUGGGUGAUUUUAGAAUAACGACAAACUCUAGGCCUAUAAAGAAGUACAGUGACGUUCCUCUUAUUUUCUUUGAGCACCUGCUUCUAUCUUCGCUGGCUCCAUUACCCUAUUGCUGUUUUAUUUUCUAUAAAAUUCUAAAAAGGCAAAUCUGGAUCCUUACAUUGAAGA
This is a messenger RNA of Lytechinus variegatus (green sea urchin), 2365 nucleotides long. RefSeq names its product cytosolic beta-glucosidase-like. The coding region runs from base 105 to 2177 and encodes 690 amino acids. Gene Ontology annotation, biological process: carbohydrate metabolic process. The record is from RefSeq and is a predicted model, not a curated record. The transcript is spliced from 8 exons. Gene Ontology annotation, molecular function: hydrolase activity, hydrolyzing O-glycosyl compounds. NCBI's taxonomy places the organism in Eukaryota, Metazoa, Echinodermata, Echinoidea, Temnopleuroida, Toxopneustidae.